AUGCGCUCAUUGGUCCUAUCGGCCGCUCUCGGCUUUUUGGCUUACACGCCGGCCUUAUCCCUCAUUCUGCCGCGCAAUACCACCGCCGACGAUAGUGGGACGGUACCCCUUCCCAGCCGCCUGCUUCACCAUUGGCCCAACGGAACAUGGGUUGAGAACAUCUCCGUCCGGCCGAAUGGCAACCUGCUGCUGACCACGUCGACGCCGAACGGCACGGUCUGGCACGUCAAGGAGCCCUGGGCCGAGAAUCCCGAGGUGGAGUUGGCUUACAACUUUGACGAGUGGGUGGACCGCCUGAUUGGCAUCGGCGAGACCACCCCUGACAAGUACGUUGUGGUUGGCUCUCGCUUCUACUCGCCCGACGCCCAGUCGAGCCAGGUCGACCGCACCUUCUGCGCCAUGGAGCUCGACUUCACCGCCGGGGGCGAUUCGCCCUCGGCGCGCCUGAUCGCCUGGUUCCCCGAGGCCGCCCUGCUCCAGAGCGUGGCCGCGCUGCCCUGGGACCGUUCCAAGGUGCUCAUCUCGGACCAGUACGUGCUGCGCGGCCGCUACCAGCAGGUCGACUGGACGCCUGCCCCGGGCCAGAUAUGGAGACUCGACACCGUCACGGGCGAGCACGAGGUGGUCAUGACAAACUACGCCGAGAUGAACACCACGUACGCCCAUGGGCCGGACGUCGGCAUCAAUGGCAUCAAGAUCCGUGGCGACCAGCUCUACUGGGUCAACCAAGACACGGGCGGCGUGUAUCGCUUGAAGAUCGACGAGGACGGCUACCCAGUGCCCCGGGAUGCUGUCCCCGAGACUGUCUCCAUCGUCGAAACCCUUUGGGAUGAUUUUGACUUCGGCCCCAACGGUGCAGACACCAUCUGGUCCACGGGUCUGAACAACGUGUGGGCCGUGAGCCCCGAGAAUGGCACCUCGGUCAUUGUGACUGGGGUCGGCACCAGUGACAACCUCACGUUCCCCGGACCCACGGCCGCCCAGUUCGGCCGGACCUCCAAGGAUUCGAACAUACUACGUGUGCUUGCCGUCGGCUUCUGGUCGGCAUACGUGGUCGUGAUAGGAGCAGAAAUUUCGAUUCUUCUCGGCUAG
Molecule: messenger RNA, 1092 nt
Organism: Diaporthe batatas
Lineage: Eukaryota; Fungi; Ascomycota; Sordariomycetes; Diaporthales; Diaporthaceae
Exons: 2
Coding region: 1-1092 (363 amino acids)
Source: RefSeq, a predicted model, not a curated record